AGUUGUUUCUGCUCUAUGGAUUAUUGGUAUUGAAUUCGGAUACUUUACCCUACAUGGCAAGAGAAUUCCGUUUGGAAGAAUUGUUGAAGUAAGUGAAUCAUGGAUGAUUGUGACUGGACUUCGGAUGGAAGUGCCGACUCUGAUACACUCUCACCACUUCCACCAUUAGUGAUAUGGACCAGCAGAAGGUCAACUGGGUAUCCCCCACAGCGAAAUAUACCAUUUUACGGUACGACUUACACGGCUCAUCACCACGCAAACCCCAAUAGCGGUAACCCAGAGACGACCUCAGAAGGCUCCUUUGCGAAUUAUGCACUUCAGCAUUCCUCAUUCACCACUUCGAACACACCUACAUCUACCUCCAGAGUGUUCCAAGAUCAUCCUUGGCUGGACACUGCAGCAGACAUCUUCAGGCCACCUCAACCAGAGUUCCAGAGGAACAAGGAUACACGCGCUAAUGAUCCUUUAACAGCAACUGACGAUAACCCAUGCUCUAAUCCCAUGACAUCAGCAAUGGACAAUGGCCAAAGAUCGCAAAGCAACCGUAACCAAACUGCUAACCAUCCCGUUUCUGUUUCAGAUCACUACACAGGCCACGCACACGUUGGGUAUGAGUCGGAAGAUAGCGAAUACUCAGGCAAAUCUGCCGAUACUGGGGAGAGACCAUACAAGUGUAAAGAAUGUGGCAAAGAAUUCACAAAACGAUCAAAUCUCACAAAUCAUCAACGCAUCCAUACUGGAGAAAAACCCUUCAAGUGUACCGUUUGUGACAAAGCAUUUAGGACUCCGUCAAAUCUUUCAAAUCAUAAACGCAUCCAUACUGGAUGGAAACCCUUCAAAUGUAACGUUUGUGGCGAAUCAUUCAGGACUACUGCACAUCUUGCAGGUCAUCAACGCAUCCAUACCGGUGAGAAACCAUUCCAGUGUCAAGUAUGUAAUAAGGCAUUCAGACAAAUAUCACAUCUCACACGUCAUGAACGCCUCCAUUCUGGAACGACACCAUUUUCGUGUAAAGUAUGUGGAAAGUCUUUCUCUCGGAAAUCCAAUCUAAUAGCACACGAACGAAUCCAUCCCUGAGAGGAACUUAUCAGCGACUGUGACAAGUCUUUCAAUAUUAAAAAAAACACCUGGAAGACCAUGCAAAAAACACCGUUAAACAAAAGGCUUCUUUCCCAUAUUAUGGAAAAUGUUCAUUAUAAGUGCGUUUUUGAAAUGCAAGCAGCCCAAUCUGAACUACAAGCAAAACUCACUACUUACAUGCUGACUUCCAUAUGAAGCAUCACAAACAUUAUCAUUAUCAUUGUUUUAGAGUUGAUAUACUGUACAGUUUCUAGCCAUGUUACACAAUGCACUUCGUACACGUAUUUCCAUAUCUAAAAUUCGCAAAAAAAAAAAGUUGAGCUGAUCAUGUGGCUCGUGUUUUAUAAAAUCAGUACGUUUUCGCGCAUUUUUACUCUUCUGCACGCA
This is a messenger RNA of Sycon ciliatum, 1467 nucleotides long. RefSeq names its product zinc finger protein 32-like. Gene Ontology annotation, molecular function: DNA-binding transcription factor activity, RNA polymerase II-specific; RNA polymerase II cis-regulatory region sequence-specific DNA binding. NCBI's taxonomy places the organism in Eukaryota, Metazoa, Porifera, Calcarea, Leucosolenida, Sycettidae. The record is from RefSeq and is a predicted model, not a curated record. Bases 100 to 1077 code for a protein of 325 amino acids. The transcript has a single exon. Gene Ontology annotation, biological process: regulation of transcription by RNA polymerase II.